Molecule: messenger RNA, 405 nt
Organism: Effrenium voratum
Lineage: Eukaryota; Dinophyceae; Suessiales; Symbiodiniaceae
Source: the annotation of a GenBank genome assembly
AUGUUCGACGACCAGCGCUUCAUGUCCCACAUCGUCCACCUGGAUAUGGUGGCUUUGCCUGCAGCACGCCAGCUGGGCGGCGGGCUGGUGAAGUACGAGCUUCAUGAUGCGGGGCCGGAGAGCAGAGGCCUCGUGGUGCUCUUCCACGGGAAGCAGCGGAACCUCCGCGAAGGCGCGCGGCCCUUGGUGGAGGCCUACUGCCGGCUCAAGCUCUCGGUGUGCGUGAUUGACUAUCGGCAGAGGUUCUCUCAGUUCUGCGUGGACGCGAGCGUGGUGCUCGAGGAGUUGCUGGGGCAGCAGGAGAGCUGCCGGUGCUGUUGCACGGUGCGGGCUGCGGGGGGGUCCACGCGCUGCACGUGGCCAUCGCCAGUCACUCCUACCCCGCGCAGGUGGCAAGGAGUCUGA